Melozone crissalis (California towhee) is the source of this 3766-nucleotide messenger RNA. It is a transcript of the gene FGFRL1, whose product is annotated as fibroblast growth factor receptor like 1. The record is from RefSeq and is a predicted model, not a curated record. Gene Ontology annotation, cellular component: plasma membrane. Gene Ontology annotation, molecular function: fibroblast growth factor binding; fibroblast growth factor receptor activity. The coding region runs from base 408 to 1874 and encodes 488 amino acids. The transcript is spliced from 7 exons. Lineage: Eukaryota; Metazoa; Chordata; Aves; Passeriformes; Passerellidae.
GCCCCGCAGGCUCUGGCAGGUCCCCGCUGUCCCUCCCCGCACACACACGCUCAGCCCGGCCCGGAAAGCAGGAAAAAAAAAUUUACAAGGUUUCCCCCUUUCCCUGACCUCCUCGCCCGUGACUCCCGAGUGGAAAAAAAAAUCGGGGGCGAAGGGGGGAGGUUGUUAAAAGCCGGUGAAGGGGCAGAGCCGCUCCGUGGGGAGCGCAGCCCGGGCAGCCCCGCCGCCCCGGGGAGGGGGGCAUGAGGUAGAGGCCGGCGGCGGAGCGCCCGCGGGGCGCCGUGGCCGCGGAGGGCAUGAGGCGGCGAGCGGCGCGGAUGGGCUCCAGCGCGCGGUGUUAGAGCCCGCAGCAGCCGAGGUCUGAGAGGACAGUAGCCUGUGCGAUACGGCGGGAUCUGGUUUUCAAAAUGGAAUUGCAGCUGGCGCUCCUUUUGGCAGGGAUAAUUGCGUUUUCGGACUCAGCGCGAGGCCCCCCCAGGAUCGCUGACAAAGUGAUUCACCGCCAGUCCGUGAGGCUGGGCAGGACCAUCAAGCUGCUGUGCCCGGUGGAGGGCGACCCGCCGCCCCUCACCAUGUGGAUGAAGGACGGGCGGACCAUCCACAGCGGCUGGACGAGGUUCCGCAUCCUCCAGCAAGGCCUGAAGAUCAAGGAGGUGGAGAGCGAGGACGCGGGCACCUACAUCUGCAAGGCCACCAACGGCUUCGGCAGCGCCAACGUCAACUACACGCUCAUCGUCAUCGAUGAUGCCAGCUCAGGAAAGGACAGCCAGGUGCCCGAAGGCUCCAAUGGAGAAUAUGAAGACCAUUCUGGGAAGCAGUGGGCCCGGCCCAGGUUCACGCAGCCCGCCAAGAUGCGGCGCAGGGUGAUCGCCCGCCCCGUCGGCAGCUCCAUCCGCCUCAAGUGCGUGGCCAGCGGCAACCCCAGGCCCGACAUCACCUGGCUGAAGGACAACAAGCCCCUCACUGCCCAGGAGAUUGGGGAGAACAAGAAGAAGAAGUGGACGUUGAACCUGAAGAACCUGAAGCCGGAGGACAGCGGGAAGUACACCUGCAGGGUGUUUAACAAAGUCGGGGAAAUCAACGCGACGUACAAAGUCGAAGUGAUCCAGAGGACGAGGUCCAAGCCCAUCCUGACGGGGACCCACCCCGUGAACACCACGGUGGACUACGGCGGCACCACGUCCUUCCAGUGCAAGGUGCGCAGCGACGUCAAGCCCGUCAUCCAGUGGCUGAAGCGGGUGGAGUACGGCACGGAGAGCAAGUACAACUCCACCAUCGACGUCGGGGGGCAGAAAUUCGUCGUGCUGCCCACGGGCGAGGUCUGGUCCCGCCCCGACGGCUCCUACCUGAACAAACUGAUGAUCACUCGAGCCAAGGAGGAGGAUGCGGGGAUGUACAUCUGCCUCGGGGCAAACACCAUGGGCUACAGCUUCCGGAGUGCUUUUCUCACUGUCCUGCCUGAUCCCAAGCCUCCCAGCGCACCCGUGCCGCCCUCCUCAGCCAGCAGCCUGCCCUGGCCCGUCAUCAUCGGCAUCCCGGCCGGGGCCGUGUUCAUCCUGGGCACCGUGCUGCUGUGGCUGUGCCAGUCCAAGAAGAAGCCGUGCUCCCCGCCUGGCCCGGCCGCGCCCGCGCCCCGCCCGGCGCCCCGCGCCCCGCCCGGCCUGGCCCCGCUCCCCGACAAGGACUGCAUCUCCUCCAUCAACUACGACGAGUACGUGGCCCAGCAGCAGCACCUGCUGUCCCAGGCGCCCGGCCUGGCGCCGGCCAUGGCCCCCAAAAUGUACCCAAAGAUUUACACGGACAUCCACACCCACACGCACUCGCACGUGGAGGGCAAGGUGCACCAGCACCAGCACAUCCAGUACCAGUGCUGAGGGCUGGCCCCGCGGCUCCUCUGGGCUUUUCUCCCUCGUGGUACCUCAGCAGAGACUGCUCCAAGCCAGCUCAGCACUGCCAGCAACAGGCAAAGCAGACAGAAAAGGUUAUAUAUGUAAUUUUAAAUAUAUAUAUAUACAUAUAUAUAUAAUUGUAUAUGCGUGUGUGUAUGUGUGUAUAUAUAUAUGUGUAUAUAUCUAUAUCUAUCUAUAUAAAUAUAUAUAUAAUAGAGAAAGACACAGAGAGAAAAGAGAUUUUUUUUUUUUUAAUUAUUGCAAUCAGGAUGUAGCCGAGGAAUAAUGAAGGAACUCCAAUUCACAGCAGAGAAGCAGCCGUCUCCAGCAGCAGAGCCUUCCUGGAUAUUUUAAUCAGAGUGGCAACAAGUGAGAUGGGACACAGGGAUGUGAACCGACACACCUUCCUUGUGUCCCUGAAGGGAGCAGGUAGAGCCAGAGGUGUGUGUGGCAUUUCCUGGCUGGGCCUGGAUUCCUCCCUGGGCAUUGUUCUGGUGGGGAGCCCCCAGACCUCUCCUGCCCUCAGUGACUCCAGCUCCGACACACCUGAGGCUCAGUGCCAAAGCACCAGGAGACAUAACCCGUUCAUCUCUCCCAGGGAAAGGAAAUAACACAAGAGGGUCUGAAAAAACCAAUUUCUGCUCACAAGGUGAAAUGCCACGUGCUUCUCAGUCGUGGUCAGCACAAUCAGCUAACCAAGCUGGUUGGUUCACUUUCUGCAAGGUGAAGGCAUCUUGUUUCCCAUGGGAUGUUCUGCAGAUCAGCUCUGCUCCCCUGGUCCUAGGACUCAGUGCCACUGCCAGGAAAAAGGAAAGAAGGAAAAAGGAACUUUGUACAGAACACCUUUAUAUUUAUAUUUAAGAAAUAAUAAUAAUUAAUAAUAAUAAUUGAACUGCUGAUGGUGAAGAAAGCAAAACACACUGUCCUUCUGUGAUGGCUUAGAGUGACAAGCUACUGGAUUUUCUGCGUCAAUGCAAAAUACGUGAGAGCAUUAGAAAAAAUAGUAAGAAGCAAAGAGAGUGAAAUAAUCUUGUAGGAAAAAAUUGCAUUUGAGAAAUAUCCACCUAGGUUGUGUGUGGUUGUCCCCUCCCCUCAGAUAUCACUUUGUAAGUGAUAAAGCAUUGCAGUUCAAACAACAGGAAAAACAGAAAGAAGAGAAAAUAAAAAAGGACCAUAAUAAAUACCUAUAUGGACUGGGAAUGAAUCCAAUGGCAAAAUAUAAAACCUUUGUAAUUCUAUAUAGAGUUUAAACAGAAGUCAUGUAUAUUUAAUUUAUUUUGUUAAACAAGAAAAAAAAAUGUAUGAUAUUUUCCUCGAAACAGGCAUUUCUAUAUGUAUUUUUGAUCAAAGAAAAUAAAGAUUUUUUUUUUUCAGGUUCUGUAGAUGCCAUGCUCAGAACACACUUGAUGUAGCUUGUGACCAACUGUGCUACUCCUGACCUGGAGGCCACCUGUCUCUGUGCCUUUUCACACCAGCCAGGUGCCAUCUGCUGUCCCCUCAGGUGCUGCUGGUGCCAUCCCGUCCAUCAGAAAAUGACCUUUCCCACUGGCUGUGUCCUGGCUGGGGGCUCUGCAGUGCCCAGAUCACUCCUCAUGGACCCCAGCCAUCUUCAGCAGCACAGUUCUUCUCUCACAGGGAAAUCUCUUUCGCUGUGCAUUUCUGGGGGGUGUGGGGAGGAUGAUUAAUUUGUUUUUUAAGCCCAGGCCUGCAGCGGUUUGUUGGUUUGGGUUUUUUUAAAGAAAAUUUUGUAAAUCAAAGCAUAAUAAUUUGUGAGGCUGUAAAAGGAACUUUGGCCUCAGGGUGCUUGGAAGGGGAAAUCAUGAAAUGUGGGUGAAACACUUGAUUUGUAGCUGCAGCUGCUUUAGGAGCCAGUGGAG